GGGGCAAGAUACGAUAAGGACCGCUGCGAUUAUCGGCAGGUUUCCGAGGUUAUCGUGUACUAUUAAAGCAUGGGGUCACUUCCUUUUGGGGUGGGCUGAUUGAACCCUGCAUACGACUUCGCAUACACUUGUCGCGUCUGAUCAACAAGUAUAGCUUCGACCAUGGCCGCUCCUCGUCGCCCUCCUCCCGCUUAUACAGCACCCGCGGACUCCGGAGUCCAUGGAAUUUCGAAGGUCUAUCGAUCCAUCUCCGAGACAGCCACAGAAUCCUCCCAACGAACUCUCGAGUCAUCAUUCACCAUCCGUCCGUGCUCAGGCCAGGCUUGGGUCGUGCCAGCCGGACACAUCUGCCGUCUUACCACGCCCAAGGGACCUCAAGUAGGCGAUCUCAACAUCUGGAAUGCGAAUAACCCGCGCGAAAGACUCUGGGCUGCGCGUACUCGUCAGAUCCACGCCUCUCACGUCUCUGUCGGGGACCGUCUAUGGUCGAACCUGCCGUACCUGCGUCCUCUCAUCACGAUCACCGGAGACUCACUAGCGGGUGGACAACUCCAUGAAGUUUUGGAUGAGGAUGGAAAGAAAAAGGAAGGAAAGGGCUUCGGGACAACAAAGUUUGGAGGACGCGUUCACGAUCUGCUGGGUACCCGUUGCGAUCCUUAUGUGAACCUGGUCAUGGGUGGAGAGAGCUUUGACUUUCACUGCCACUCGAACCUCACCCGCGCCGUCGUUCCAUAUGGGUUGACAGAGCUGGACGUGCAUGAUGUGCUUAAUGUGUUCCAAGUGACGGGUCUGGAUGAGGAUGGAAAGUACUUUAUGGAAACGUCGCCUGCCAGACCAGGGGAAUAUUUCGAGUUCUUUGCUGAAGUUGAUGUCCUUUGCGCGCUGUCCGCGUGUCCUGGAGGUGAUCUGUCUAACUGGGGCUGGGAGGAAAAGGCAGAUAUGGGCGCUACCACCCGCCCCCUCGGAGUAGAGCUAUACAAACUGACAGACUCCAAGGUGUUGGAGGAAUGGAAGGAACCUCAAAGCCCAAAGUACGCUGGAAUGCAUGGAAUGAAGAUGCCACAAAGAGAGAACGACGGGUCUGGCUAUGUCGGAUUAUAAAUGGCUAAAGAUAUACUAUCUCGAUACCUAAAUUUCAAUAAGAAGUCCAUU
This is a messenger RNA of Aspergillus sclerotioniger CBS 115572, 1152 nucleotides long. Its product is annotated as urea carboxylase-associated family protein. The record is from RefSeq and is a predicted model, not a curated record. The transcript is spliced from 2 exons. Bases 163 to 1101 code for a protein of 312 amino acids. NCBI's taxonomy places the organism in Eukaryota, Fungi, Ascomycota, Eurotiomycetes, Eurotiales, Aspergillaceae.